AUUUGUUUCAGUUUGUGAUAAUUCUAAUAUUUAAUAUUUCAGUGGGCAUUUUUUUUAAAUUAACUGAGAUCUAUAAAUUGUUUCUGUUUUAUUUCAAUAAGCCACUGUAAAGCAUGACUAUACAUAUAAGUACAGCUAUAUUAUUCAUAGUAAUAAAUAUAUAUUCAAGUUGUUCUAUUUUUAGAUUAUUGGAAAAACAGCUACAAAAUACGGAGAAGGAACUGAACGCAAAGACGAGCGAAUACCAGAAGGAGAUUACCGACCUGAAGAGGGAAAAUGAAAAACAAAACCAACUAAUACAAAAGUCGCUGUCCCUCACCAGUGAUGCCAAGAUCGAUGCUACUAUGCAACAUGAAAUCACCAGACUCACCUCAGAAAACCUGGACCUGAGCGAACUGGUGGACCAGCAAGCUGAGCAGAUCAGAAAACUGAAUAAAAUGUUGAAGGUUACUGCCAAGAGGUCGAAAGAGGGAGAAGCUGCUGAUAUUCAAGCAGAAUUAGAGAGAGAUGAGGCGAAGAGUGUUGAAAAUGUGGCGCAGGUGAAACAUCGGGAAAGAAAUUACAUGGGCAUGCUGGAAUACAAGAAAGAAGAUGAAACCGCGCUUUUGACAGCUCUAAUACAAGAGCUAAAACCAAAGGUGGCUGCUGGCUUGUUACCUGGGCUCCCAGCCUAUGUCCUGUUCAUGUGCGUGCGUCAAACCGACUACGUGAACGAUGCUGAGAAAGUUAGAUCAUUCCUAACCAGCACCAUCAAUGGAAUAAAGAAAGUUGUUAUGAAACAUCAUGAUGACCUUGACCGUGUCACCUUGUGGCUUGCCAACACCUGUCGUUUCCUGCACACAUUAAAACAGUACAGCGGAGAAAAACAAUUCCAACAAGAAAACUCUCCUCGGCAAAAUGAACAUUAUUUACGAAAAUUUGAUCUUGGCGAUUUUCAGAAAGUGUUCAGUGACCUUGCCGUGCGGAUUUACCAGACUUUAAUAAAGCUGAUGGAGGCCACAAUACAGCCUUCUAUUGUGGCAGCAGUAAUAGACCAUGAAGCUAUUGCGGGUCUGACGGGUAGCAAACCAAGCGGGCUCCGAGGUCGCAGUUCCAGUCGUGCAGAUGACACGCCCGAACAUUCCCUUGAUAGUCUCAUGAAGGCUAUGAACCAAUUUGUUCGAGUUCUUACACAACAUGCAGUUGACCCGGAGCUGGUAAAACAGAUAUUCCGUCAAGUGUACUACUUCCUCGGUGCGAGUGCACUCAACAAUCUCCUACUCAGGAAGGAGAUGUGUAACUGGUCCAAAGGCAUGCAGAUUCGGUACAACCUAUCCCACAUGGAACAAUGGUUAUGUGAUAACAAACUCCAGGAAUCAGGUGCGGGUUCCAGCCUGGAACCCAUCGUCCAAGCCUCCCAGCUUCUUCAGGCGCGAAAAACCGACGCUGACUUGGACAGUGUGUGUGACAUGUGCUCCAAACUCACUGUUCCCCAGAUUGUCAAAAUCCUGAACCUCUACACGCCGGUGGACGAGUUUGAAGAGCGGGUUCCAAUAUCGUUCAUACGCAAAAUUCAGCAGAAGUUGAAAGAACGUGUAAACACUGACAAUUCCCUUCUUAUGGACCUGAAGUUCUCGUAUUCUGUUACAUUCCCAUUUACCCCUUCCAAAAUCAUCGUAGAAACCAUAGAAGUCCCUGAACAACUGCAUAUAAACAAGCUUGUUUCAAGAUGUUAGCUUGUAGCUUUCAAGUUCUCGUUAUUCAUUAAGUGUGUAGCUAUGGUAAUGAUAAAAUUGGACCAAUAGCAAAAAAAGGUUUAGCAAUAUGCUGAAACAACUUCAGAUGCUAGCUUGCCAUUUGGUCAACUUUUUUACCUAUGCUCAUGUGCACUAUAGAUCCAAGGAUGAUUUUAUCUAUUGGAUGAAAGCUGUUCCACUUUUUCUGUAAAUCCUAAAUCACCUUAGAAAUACAUAUUGCUGUGCACACUGCCAUAAGUGUAUGUGAACAGUUGUUUUAUUCAAUGAAGUCAGCCUAGGAUUGGAUAAAGAUGUUUUUUAUAUAGCAAAAUUGAUGCUAUCAUUGUUGUACAUUAUAUCAUUUUUAAGUUGGUAGCAAAAAGAACUUUAGUCAAUAACUUUAUUUAAAUAAAUGAAGAGGCAAUGAGUUCAUUGUUUAUCUUGUGCAUGUUGUUAAGUGAUGCUGUUUCAUUGCAACCCCAAAUCUCUCUCCCAGUGAUCCCAUCGGAUAGUGUAGUAAAUGUCUUAUUAUCACAGCCAUGUGAUUUUGUAUGCCACUGUUAAAAGUCAUGGUUAUAUUCAUAUUGUGAUGUGUUAUUAUGAGUGGUUAUUUAUUGCAUCCUGAUCAGUAGCUAUAAGUGAAGAUGUCAUAUAUAUAUAUCACACGUUGUGUACACAAAUCCUUUUUUUUCAAAAUGGCUUAUUAUGAAAGAAAAGUAUGAUUUUGCAUGCUUUUAAGUAGUGCAAUUCUAUUCCAACCCCAAAUUUCACUCCCAUAGAGCCCAAUAGUUUUUUUUUUUUAUUUUGUCAUAUCCAUGUGUGUGUGUUUCGAGAGUGUUGGCUAACAAUG
Mya arenaria is the source of this 2565-nucleotide messenger RNA. RefSeq names its product unconventional myosin-Va-like. Gene Ontology annotation, molecular function: GTPase binding. The coding region runs from base 114 to 1715 and encodes 533 amino acids. The transcript is spliced from 10 exons. NCBI's taxonomy places the organism in Eukaryota, Metazoa, Mollusca, Bivalvia, Myida, Myidae. The record is from RefSeq and is a predicted model, not a curated record.